Messenger RNA from Ctenopharyngodon idella (grass carp), 1253 nucleotides. Its product is annotated as olfactory receptor 52Z1P-like. Lineage: Eukaryota; Metazoa; Chordata; Actinopteri; Cypriniformes; Xenocyprididae. Gene Ontology annotation, biological process: G protein-coupled receptor signaling pathway. Gene Ontology annotation, molecular function: olfactory receptor activity; G protein-coupled receptor activity. The record is from RefSeq and is a predicted model, not a curated record. The transcript has a single exon. Gene Ontology annotation, cellular component: membrane. The coding region runs from base 282 to 1253 and encodes 323 amino acids.
UACUAACAACAUACAGUACGCAUCUGCAGCAGGUCUUUUGUGUCUCUGCAUUAAUUAACAAUGUCUUAUGAAAGUAAUCGUCUGAAAUCUACUAAGAAUAUAAGUUUAAAUGCUAUUAUAAUAUUUUAUGUUUUGCAUUAACAGUCAAAUUUGCUGUGCUAUUUUGAUGCUACUUUCAGAUUCAGCUUUGUUUUCAUUUUCUUUUUCUAAUUGGUAAUUUAAUCCAUUUUUUAUUUUUUUAUUUUUUUUUUUAUCAGGUCAUUGUGAAGCCGUAUAGAGUCAUGACCUAUACCAAUGUCACUGUCUUUACUGAAUUCUACCUGCUGGGAUUUCCAGGACUCAAUCCUCAGUAUUAUGGAGCUGUAGGAACCCUUUUGUUUUUUGUCUACUUGACACUGGCAGGAGGAAAUAUCUUUAUUAUUGCAUUCAUUGCUUAUGAGAGAAGCCUUCAGAAACCCACCUAUUUAAUCUUCUGUAUUCUUGCUGUGUGUGAUUUUGCUUUUGGAACUGUAACGCUGCCUAAAGCCAUUGCAAAAUAUCUGUUCAAUAUCAACACUAUAUCAUUUUAUAGUUGCUUUGUGCAAAUGUUUUUUGUUCAUUACUUGGGGAGUAUUAAUUCUUUUGUUAUACUAUUAGUGGCCAUUGAUCGGUUUGUUGCAGUACGUAACCCACUGAGAUACUGUGUCCUUAUUACAAACAAAACUGUUUUCAUUGCAUGUGGAGUGAUUUGGACAAUGUUCAUACCUUUGAUAGCAAUCAUUGCUUAUCAUGCCUUCGAUGAGCCCUACUGUGCUUCUAAUGUAAUAACCCAAAAUUAUUGUGAACGAAAUGCAAUAAUUAAACUCUCUUGUCGAGAUAUAAACCAGAAAAGGUUUUUUGCUUUUGGAUGGGCCAUGUUUAUUCUUUUGGGCCCUUUGAUUUUAAUUAUAUUUUCUUUUAUUGCCAUCUUCACAUCUGUUUUCAAAAUUUCUGACAUUCAGGCUCGAUAUAAAACAUUCUUAACUUGCACUCCUCAGCUUCUUAUUGUUUUUCUGUAUUAUCUCCCCAGAUGUGUUGUCUAUACAUUUGAUGUGACAGCGGCAUUCACUCCUGACAUCCGGGUUAUGUUAACUAUGUGGUACAAUCUGCUUCCACCUGUUGUCAAUCCGAUGAUAUACUGCUUCAGAACCAAAGAGAUCAAAGAUGCAUUAAGGAGGAAAAUGAGACACAGAGAAGUUAGCAUGCAGAUGACCAUGCUGUUGGGCAGAGCUUAA